CGCUAUCUUCCAACUUGCAGUAUUCAUUGGCGACUUCUCACUGGUAAGAGUGGAAAUGGAGUGUGAGAACUGCUACUCCAAUGCCUAUCCAUCCAAAGCUGCGUGAUCUAUCCCAAGAGACCACACUUCCCUCUACUCUUCGAUCUUCUCCCUCUGUUCUCUGUUCUCUCUGGCUGUGGUCUCUGCUGAGCUCUGCCAUCACUGCUGCUGCUGCUGAUACCGCCCUCCAUUAAUGUUCAGAGACGGUUGCCUCUCGUCUCAGGCGACGCCCAUGUGCUCUCUUUAAUUCGCGCCUUGCCCUUUCCAAAGAUUCCAAGUCGGGGUCGGUCUGCAGUCAGUAUUCUUGGAGCAAGGUUGCUCCUUGAGGGGGAGGAUUAAGAGGAGGUGAAAGAUUCGCGUACUUUCUUUGGUUUCGCCGCCGCCUCCUUGGUGGGUUUUGCUCAGGUUGCUUCCGGAGCUGAAAUUUUGGCCUAAAAAUCACUUCUUGGUGGAUGUCGGUGCGGAAUUCUUGACGUUCCUCUUCGUCUUGGUUUUUGGUUCGUGAGUUGGAAACAGACGAAUACGCUGGAUUUGGUCGAAAAGUUCGGAUCUUUGGGUGAAUUUAAAGCUGUUUAUUGGAAUUGAAGGCAGGAUUUGGGUGCGUUUCUGGUAAUAUCUCAAGCUGUCGUCGUCUUGUUGGUCAUUAUUCUGUGGUCUGAUGCAGGUUAGAGGAAGCAAAGGGUGUCAACGUUGCUGCAAAGUUGCAGUUCUUUCAGUGGAAAGAAAUCUUUUUUCUUGGAUUUAAACAAGGAAUUUAGAAGCUCUGUGGCAAGGAAAGACUCUGCUUCCCCCUUAACCAUAGGUUCCGUCCAAAAUGGCACCCUCUUUUGUGUUCCCAGCAGUCAUCUUGUGUUGCUUGUUAGUGUUCCCUCUAACCGAGCAAAUGCAAACGACGCACACCCAGUUGUUGCUGCAGCUGAGGAAGCAGCUGGAGUUCCCAAAACUGCUGGAUGCUUGGAAUAACACUGAUAACCUGUGCUACUCGCCGUCUUCGCCGAAUCUAAGCAUCAGCUGCGAUGGAACCUCCGUCACAGAGCUCAAGAUAGUGGGCGAUAAGCUUGCAAAGCCUGGUAAAUAUGAUGGUUACUCGAUCCCUGACAUGACUCUUUCAUCGGGCUUCGUUGUUGAUUCUUUUGUGACAACUCUGGCUAGGUUGACUACCUUGAGAGUAGUCAUCUUGGUUUCUUUGGGGAUAUGGGGUCCUCUCCCGGACAAGAUCCAUAGAAUGUAUUCGCUUGAAGUGCUCGAUCUGAGCUCUAACUUUCUGUAUGGUACUGUCCCUCCAAAGAUAUCUGUCAUGACGAAGCUUCAAACAUUUUCCCUCGAUGGAAACUACUUCAAUGAUACUGUUCCUGAUUGGUUUGAAUCAUUGACGAACCUCUCGGUUUUGAGCUUGCAGAAUAACAGCCUGAAGGGUCUGAUGCCAGCAUCGAUUGGUAGAGUAAGAACACUAACUGAACUUGCUUUGUCGGGCAAUCACAUUUCAGGUAAAAUCCCUGAUCUAAGUAGACUAAACAGCCUCGAGAUGUUGGACCUGAGAGACAACAUGUUGGACUCUGAGCUGCCAGUAAUGCCGAAAGGGCUGGUCACCAUCUUGCUUAGCAAGAACUCACUGGCUGGUGAGAUUCCACAGCAGUUUGGGGAAUUGGAUCGACUCCAACACCUUGACCUAUCAUUUAACCUACUCGAGGGGACUCCACCUGCAGCAUUAUUUGCUUUGCCAAACAUCAGCUAUUUGAACCUGGCAUCCAAUAUGCUUAGUGGAUCACUUCCAAGUAGUUUAGCUUGCAGCAGUCAACUUGGGUUCGUUGACAUUUCUACUAACAGACUCUCUGGUGAAUUACCUUCUUGUCUUAGCUCAAAUUUGAAUAAGAGGGUUGUAAAGUUCAAUUGGAAUUGCUUGUCUUCUGACCCCCAGCAUCAGCACGUGUCUAAAUUCUGCCAAGUGAAUCACAUGGAUGAGAAAGAUUCCAAGAGGAAGAACGUACCCUUGUUGGUUGCUGUCAUAGGAGGAAUUCUCUUAAUUAUGCUAUUGCUUCUGUUAGUUCUUUUUGUUUCUUGUAGAAGGAACUGUCGCCGAGCAAUAGCAGAACAACGACUAUUGCCAAAGUCAGCACCAGAUAAUUCACCCACAGGAAUCUCGUCUGAGCUUCUUGCUAAUGCAAGGUAUAUUUCUCAAACAAGGAAGCUAGGAACACAAGUGUUGCCUAUGUAUCGGGCAUUUUCCUUAGAAGAGUUAAAAGAAGCAACAAAUAAUUUUGAGCAGUCAGCAUAUAUAGGCGAAGGUUCAACUGGCAAGCUGUACAAGGGCAGAAUAGAAAAUGGAACCUUUGUAGCUAUAAGAUGCUUGGCAUUGUUCAAGCGAUAUUCUAUUAGAAAUCUGAAGCUUCGUCUAGAUCUACUCUCAAAACUUCGCCAUCCCCAUUUGGUCUGCCUCUUGGGGCACUGCAUUGAUACUGCACAAGAUGAUUCUAAUGUCAACAGAGUCUUCCUUAUCUACGAAUAUGUAGCUAAUGGAAAUCUUCGUACUCAUCUUUCUGAAUGCAGACUGGAGAGAGCUCUUAAGUGGCCAGAUAGAUUGGCAAUUUUAAUAGGCAUUGCAAAAGCAGUCCACUUUUUACAUACCGGUACUAUUCCUGGUUUCUACAAUAAUCAAUUGAAAACAAGCAAUAUUUUGCUUGACGAGCAUUUGACCGCAAAAGUGAGUGACUAUGGUUUGUCCAUUAUAACGGAAGAAAUUUACAAACAUGAGGCAAGGGCAGAAGGUCACAAACAGAGCAGAUCUCUAUCAUUGGAGAUGGUAAACUUGGAGGAUGAUGUUUAUUCAUUUGGCCUCGUCUUACUUGAAGCACUAAUGGGACCAGCACUAUCCGAACAAGGUGCCGAUCAUUGUACAAAAGAACUGGCAAUGUUAUCAACUGGCCAAGCAGAACAACGGCGCGUUAUUGACCCAGCUGUGCUGGCUUCUUCCUCACAAGAGUCUCUAUCGACUGCGAUCUCAAUCACAAGCAAAUGCUUGUCGCAGGAACCUUCUCACCCUUCAAUAGAAGAUGUGCUGUGGAACCUGCAGUACGCUGCACAGGUUCAGUCCAUGGCUGACGGCGAUCAGAAGUCGGAUAUUCUAUCACAAGCAUGAUCCUGAUGUGGAAUACAAAGAACAGGGAGCAUAACAGUUCCAAGCCAACGCGAUCCUUUGACACCCCAUGAGCAGAGACAUCAAGUGACCACAGGCCCCAAAGCUUGCAGAACUGAAAUCCCAAGUUGGCAUUGCCAAAGAGAGAUGUUGUAAAGGGCAUUCCCUGUUCAUGUAUUCCAUUUCAUAUUAUUCAUAAUCCCAUUGUCAUGGUUACAAUGUACAUUAUAUUCCCUAAUCUAUAAUUAAUUUUCUUCCUCCAUUUCAUUGA
Messenger RNA from Musa acuminata subsp. malaccensis (wild Malaysian banana), 3443 nucleotides. RefSeq names its product probable inactive leucine-rich repeat receptor-like protein kinase At3g03770. The record is from RefSeq and is a predicted model, not a curated record. Gene Ontology annotation, cellular component: membrane. Gene Ontology annotation, molecular function: ATP binding; protein binding; protein kinase activity. Gene Ontology annotation, biological process: protein phosphorylation. NCBI's taxonomy places the organism in Eukaryota, Viridiplantae, Streptophyta, Magnoliopsida, Zingiberales, Musaceae.